Messenger RNA from Misgurnus anguillicaudatus (oriental weatherfish), 1275 nucleotides. It is a transcript of the gene snx24, whose product is annotated as sorting nexin 24. Gene Ontology annotation, molecular function: phosphatidylinositol phosphate binding. The record is from RefSeq and is a predicted model, not a curated record. Lineage: Eukaryota; Metazoa; Chordata; Actinopteri; Cypriniformes; Cobitidae.
UCACUUUAACAGGUGAAAAAAACCAAGUGAGAUGGUAAAAUCUUUGUUUUUCAUUUAGUUGCCUAAUAAUUCUGCACACUAAUAGUUGCCUAAUAAUGAUGUACAUAGAAAUAUUCUCUUAAGAAAGCCAAAAUUUCACUUUUACUACUUAAAUGUUCAGGUUUGAGCGUUUGUUAACAUUUUAAAUUGACCAAGAGCACCAUAGUUGUACAAUAACAAAAGUAAUCCUCAAAAAUACAACUUGCCUAAUAAUUCUGCACACAGUGUAUAUAGAUAAAAGCAUCUGCCAACUACAUAAAAUGUUUGUGCUGCAGAGCAAUUUGUUGUUAGGCCGACAGGUGGCGGUAUUGCACGUGCAGACAAACCACUGAACCUGCUGCCUGUACUGGAGAAGAAGCGUACCGACUAUUUUCAAUUUUCUCGUACCAGCCGCCCCGUAAACUUGAGAACCAGAAAAAUCACAUUUAAGGACUUAUCAGCAUUCAUUUAUAGUUAUUUGACUAUUAAAUAAUGCAUUCAAUAGAGGUAUCAAUCCCGUCUUUUCGAUCGGAGGGCAGUAAUGUGGACAAGGGCUACACGGUUUUUAAGAUCGAGGUGCUUAUGUGUGGUAGACAACACACGGUAGAGAAACGAUACAGUGAGUUUCAUGCUCUACAUAAAAUGCUCAAAAAGAUCAUAAAACCUCCUGAAAUCCCUUCAAAGCAUGUGAGGAACUGGGUUCCCAAGGUUCUCGAACAGAGAAGACAUGGAUUAGAGCUUUACCUUCAGACUAUGAUCAUGGAAAAUGAGGUGCUUCCAAAGAUAUUCUUGGAUUUCCUCAAUAUCCGCCAUUUCCCGUCACUACCGAAAGCAGAGAGUUGUGGGUCAUUUGAAACUGAAUCAGAUGAAUCAAGUAAACUGACACACCAGCCAACGCUGAUCUUUCAGAGGGAUCCAUAUCUGCUGCCAGACACCAAUGAUACAUUUUCAAAUAUGGUCAUUGAAGGUGUGAUACGUGGAAUAUUCUAUCCGGACUUCCAGCCGAGGUAGAAUGGAGCGCUGCGGAAAACAUCACUUUCACGGAUAAAAGGGAUUCGUAUUACCAACACUAAAUCGCCCAGCGGCAGUUUAAAGGAUUAGUCCAUUUUCUUAAAAAUCCAGAUAAUUUACUCACCACCAUGUCAUCCAAAAUGUUGAUGUCUUUCUUUGUUCAGUCGAGAAGAAAUUAUGUUUUUUGAGGAAAACAUUCCAGGAUUUUUCUCAUUUUAAUGGACUUUAAUGGACCCCAACACAACA